Molecule: messenger RNA, 2451 nt
Organism: Verticillium alfalfae VaMs.102
Lineage: Eukaryota; Fungi; Ascomycota; Sordariomycetes; Glomerellales; Plectosphaerellaceae
Exons: 3
Coding region: 1-2451 (816 amino acids)
Source: RefSeq, a predicted model, not a curated record
AUGAACGACCUCAAGGCACCGAACUUCAUUCCUCCAUGGGCAACGUCCUUGUUAGGGGGAAACCGGAAACAUGUCGCCGUUCCUUCAAAGGAAGCAGGGUCUCACAACGACAAUGUCCGGACCGAUAGUGCUGGGGCGAACCCCAAGCUCUCCGACAAGCAGGGUGACAGGACUACCAACGUCUACCAGGUGGAUUCUUCAGAAGCUCCGAAUGACACUGAUGGCUCUGACGAAGUCGACGACAACAACGACGAUGACGAUGAAGACGGACUCCGUAAUCUGCCACGGUCCUUGAGCCUUGAGACAGAACACAUAGACAGCGACGCGGCCCGUCCCCAAAGCAGCUCGUCCCGUGCAGAGGAAAAGCAUCCAUCUUUCAGAUAUGAUCUGGUAUGGAUACUGAUGCAAGUAGCUGCAUCGUCCUCAAAGCGCAAACGCUCGUUGCCUACUGCGGAAGCCCGCUUUACAGGCUACAAAGGUCGUCAAACUGAGAUGAUGCAUGGCAAUGACAGCGUCCGCUCUAACCAUUCCGCACAAACAUCGCGUUCACGAGAAGAUCCCGGAACCUCUGAGGUAGAAAGAUCCAAGGGAACAGGGGAUAUUCUCAUCCCGGCGUUCGCUGCGUCGCAUCAAACUACCGAGAUGACCGAACACAGGCCUUUAGGUUCUGGUUCACGGCCACAUAUCAUCAAGAUCGAUAGGAAAAGACCACGGGCCACAUCAUCGGAAGGAAACUGGAGUGACUACAGACAGAAAACGAAAGGUUUCCGCGACCGCAGUUAUUUGAUGGACGAAGAUACAGCCUUCGACGAAACGACCCAGUUUGAGCAUUCUACUUUCGCGCACGACACCGUGGACCAGGACCUCCGUAUCGGUGGGCCCGCAAAGAACAUAAUCCAAACUGCAGCAGGAAGACCGUACACUGAAUGGCCUCAGCCCGACGGUACCACCCGCAUCCACAACGGUGGUAUAUGUCCCACCAACUACCAACUUUGGAACGACCCAGUAUUCCCCUACAUUUGUCCUGUUCGGAACUGCAGGUCGCUCAGUACCACCGUCAGCACAAUCUGUGCGCACAUGACAGGGAAGCACUGGGGAGGCAUGUAUAACGACAAUAUGGAUGGAACUAUCUCCUUCAUCGACGUAUAUCGCAAUAAGGGGACGUCAUCACCACCUAUUAUUAUCACUCAAAACCCGCUCCAAUCAGGGGCUCCACCCCCUGCAAACCCCUUCGUGAAUGAACGGACAAGAAAGCGCACAGAGGAGCAGAUGCAGCUGAGAAAAGACGCAGCGAGUGCGCUUGAUAGGUCUUUGGCUAGUAUUCGCCAGAUGUCGACGCAGAAAUCGAUCUCUGCUCUGGUCGAAAGCAGCCUGAGAAACACGGCAGCAACGAGGGCCCAAGAGAGAGGCGGCGAAUUCGUUACAGAUGGUUCGUUGAAGAACGAAGAUAUUUAUGUCUAUCUCAAAAAAAUCUUGCCGCCCAGCACCCCGAUUCGUAGGAAGCAGCACGUUGCCGAAUACCUGCAGUACCCAAUGUUGCGCAAACUUCCCUCUUGGUGGAGCAUCACGAACAAGAAUGCCGAAUCUUCUGCGACUGUUGCUAGCGCGCUGCUUUACCUGACUGGGCGUCUCGCUCCGGAAGGCUGUUCGGCGUGCGUUGAAGCAGGAUACAGUUGCGUCCUACCCCCUGUCAAUGCGUCCGCCGCUUUGAAGCAGGAUGCCAAAGGCUGUGGUGCGUGCUGGGGACGAUCAAUGAUCUGGCACCAGCGUAACACGUGCUUGCACCUGACGAAGAAAGGUGACAGAUCCUUGCUUACAGGAGCCGCCCGAAAAGAAGCCAGCCCGAUUCUCGGCGAACAUCCAGCUGAAAGCCGACGGUCUACGUCACGGCUCGCGGCAGAGUCGGAUGCAGAUUCGCAGCCAGAGCAGGAGCUAGAGUCUGAGGUUGAGACAUCAGAUGGGCCGCCAUCCGCUGCCUCGACCACGCAAGCGGACUCCGCACGGAAAAUGCAAAGGCAUGGUCUAACACGAAGUCGGUCAGCACAUGACGAGGGUGUGGGCCGCGGCAGCAGCGCGGAUGUAGACGAACUGGAGAUGGAAGACUGGGAGGUGGCGCCAGGGCGGAUCCGUGAUGAGAGGGCACCAGCCGCAGAAAACAUUGCUUUCUCCAAUUCGUACCUGACCACCAACCAACCUAUCUCCAUCUCGCCCGACGUCAGCUUCAACGUGGUUGUCGUCAAGCCCGGUUGCACGACACAGUGGGAUGCCAUAGAAGGACGGCUACGUGUUUGCUCUGUGGCGACGGGCAAAGUGAAGGUACAAAUGGAUGGCGCAAAGUUUCAGUUAGGGCCAAACAGUAUGUGGAAGAUCCGGCCGGGGUCCAAGUGCUGGGCUACGAAUCGGCUGUACACUGAUGCAGCCCUACACGUUACGACGAUCACAGAGGCGUGA